Malurus melanocephalus (red-backed fairy wren) is the source of this 2404-nucleotide messenger RNA. RefSeq names its product interleukin-1 receptor-associated kinase-like 2. Gene Ontology annotation, molecular function: protein binding; protein kinase activity; ATP binding. Gene Ontology annotation, cellular component: plasma membrane. Gene Ontology annotation, biological process: protein phosphorylation; signal transduction. The record is from RefSeq and is a predicted model, not a curated record. The coding region runs from base 50 to 2236 and encodes 728 amino acids. Lineage: Eukaryota; Metazoa; Chordata; Aves; Passeriformes; Maluridae. The transcript has 13 exons.
GAGAACCGGAGAGGUUCGUGCCUCAGCGCACCAUGCGCGGCCGCUGCUGAUGGGGACGAAGCGCUGUCCGGACAGGGACCCCGGGGCCAUGGCCCUACAGCAGCAGCCGCUCGCCCUCCGAGGGGGCUCGGCCCCGGUGCUCUAUAUCCACAGCAUGCCCGCCUGGGUGCUGGAGGACUUCUGCCAGAAGAUGGACUGCUUGAGCGACUACGACUGGAUGCGAUUCGCCUCUUAUGUGAUCACCGAUCAAACCGAGCUCCGGAAAAUCAAGUGCAUGGAGAAGACGGGGAUCAGCAUCACGAGGGAGCUGAUGUGGUGGUGGGGAGUGAGGCUGGCAACGGUGCAGCAGCUGCUGGAUCUGCUGCAGGGGCUGCAGCUUUACCGAGCAGCUCAGGUCAUCCUGGACUGGACAUCAGCCUCGAACAUCACCAGCCCUGAGAGAGAAGAGCCUGAGCCUCCCAAACAGAUCAUGUCUGUGCCUCCCCCAGAAGGCAAAAGGAGACAAAAAGAAACUGAGAUGAGUUCAUUGCCAUCCCCAGACACCUCACACCCGGGAGCAGCCCCAGCAGGCAGUGCUGUUUCUGAAGGAUCUUUGUAUUCCCUCCCUGCUCCACCGCCUCCCCCAAGAGACCUUUUGAACUCCCUGCAGUCCAACCCUCCUGUUUCAUCAAGUGUGAAGCCCUGCAGCUCUUCUGCUCCCCAGCAGGAGACCAUGGCUGAUCUCCCCAGUGGGAGCCUCCUCUGGACCUCGAGGGAAAUCUCCAGUGCCACAAACAGUUUCAGUGACAAGAACAGGAUCUGUGAAGGUGCUUUUGCAGACAUCUACAAAGGUCAGAGGAACAACAUGGUGUAUGUCAUCAAAAGACUGAAAGAGCUGGAAUGCACGAGUCCAAAUUCCACACAGAGGUUCUUCCAUACAGAAGUGCAGAUUUGCUUUCGGUGCUGUCACAUCAACAUUCUGCAGCUGCUGGGGUUCUCUGUGGAAAGUGGAUUGCACUGCCUGGUGUAUCCAUACCUGCCCAAUGGCUCCCUGCAAAAUAAACUUCAGUGCCAKGAUGAUUCUGCUCCACUGACAUGGGAGACACGRAUUAGCAUUUCUAUAGGAGUCAUCAGAGCAGUGGAGUAUUUGCAUAAUUUUGGAAUUCUUCAUGGGAAUAUCAAAAGCUCAAAUGUCUUGUUGGAUGAAAACUUCACAGCAAAGCUUGGGCAUUCUGGCCUGCGAUUGCAUUCUUGUGAUAAAAAAUCAGAAUAUGCCGUGAUGAAAACCAAAGUCCUGCAAGCAUCUCUUACUUACUUGCCUGAAGAUUUCAUCAGACACGGGCAGUUAACAGAGAAAGUGGAUAUCUUUGGCUGUGGUGUGAUCUUAGCAGAGAUACUGACAGGGAUUAAGGCGCUGGAUGAGGACAGAAACCCAAUUUACCUGAAAGAUAUGAUUGCCGAUGAAAUCCAAACAGCAAAAGAAAACUCACACUCCAAAGUAAAAAAUUUGGAAAAACUGGCUGCCAAGGAAAUCUGUUGCAAAUACCUGGACAGAAAAGCAGGACAUUUGCCCGAAGAGGUGGCUGUUGAUUUUGCAUCAGCCAUCUGCCUUUGCCUGAGAAAGAAGAAUUCUAACAUAGCAGAGGUACUUGAAAUGAUGGAAAUGGCUGAAAACAAGUUAAAAGAGCAUUAUCUCUGUGGAAGCAGCACUUCUGGAUUCUCCAUGAACACUCCAGAAGAAACGGAUGAUGAGACAGCCAGUGUGAGCGUGGAUGUUGCCUGUGCAGGGGGGAGUCAGGAGAGCAGGCAGGGAGCAGUCCUGGCUGGUGGCACUGUCCCCUCGAUGGCACCUGACACCUAUGGGGACAUGUCACGGGUCCCCUGUGAGUCAGAUGAGUCCAGCAGCUUCACAUGGAAUCCUCCAGAAAAAUGCCCAGAGCAGUUCUCCAGCCUCAGCUGGAGCAGUUCAGAGCGAGUGGCAGCCUCUGAUUGCAGGAGCAAGCAGGAAAAGGCCCCGCAGGGAGUGCAGGACACAAAGGUGACACGUGCCAGAGGUGAUGGCAUCCUGGGGACAGCAGGGGCUGCACAGGGCUCCUGCCCACAGGCAAACACAGACCUGGACUCUGCGUGUGCUUCACAAGCCUUAGCCAGAGAGACAUCUUGGAAAAUACAGAUAAAUGAUCAAAAGAAGAAGCUCAUGGAAAAUAUUUUGCUGUAUGAAGAAGACAAGUUAAACAGUUCUGAACUUUUUGAAUAAUAAAUUGGAUGGAUUUAUUAGCAGUGGCCAGCUCAAAAGAAGAAAUAAGGAUCGUCUCUACAUUAGAAAGAUGGUAAUGUGUACCUUUCAUGUAAAAUUAGGUAGCAGAUUUGGAUCAGGAGUAUUAGCCCUGACUGAAGGAAACAAAAGCAUCACAUGGAGAAGCAG